Diceros bicornis minor is the source of this 1588-nucleotide messenger RNA. RefSeq names its product RNA binding protein, mRNA processing factor (gene RBPMS). Gene Ontology annotation, molecular function: mRNA binding. The transcript is spliced from 7 exons. The record is from RefSeq and is a predicted model, not a curated record. Bases 620 to 1210 code for a protein of 196 amino acids. NCBI's taxonomy places the organism in Eukaryota, Metazoa, Chordata, Mammalia, Perissodactyla, Rhinocerotidae.
GGAGAGAGGGGAGGGAGGAAGGCGAGAGAAAGGGAGCUGCUUGGAUCCCGUACUUCCCAGAGCCUGCCAGGAGCGCGCACUCAGCGGCUCUCCGGGUCCCAGCGUCCCAGCCGCGGCCCGCGCCCCGCUGCCCCGCACCUCCUCCUCCUCCUCCGCCUCCUCCUCCUCUCCCGGCACCCCUCGCCCCCUCCCUCCAGCUACGCUCGGGCAGCAGCCGCCCCCGGCCCCUACUCGGCCACAUCCCCAACUCUCCGGGCUCAGUCCCGGGACGCGCGUCCUCGCCCCAUCCUUUCCUGCUUCCUUCCUUCCCUCGCGCCCGCCCUCCCUCUCCAGGUCUCCCUCCCGGGUCCCGAUUGUCUCCGUCCCCUUCUCGGUCCGCCCGCGCCCGCCUCGCCCUGCCCCGUCUCUCUCCCUCGCACUUCCUGAGUCGCCCGCCGCCGCCGCCGCCGUCUCGCCGCGCCGCGGGAGCCCGAGCCCGAGCCGCCGCUGCCCCGGCUGCAGCCCCCGUAGCCCGCGGCGCCCGCCGAGGGAGCCCCGGCGCCCGGGGAGGGAAAAGUGGGCGAGCGCGCCUCGCCCAGCCCCGCGCCCCAGCCCUGCCCGGCGAGGAAGGACCGGGAAGAUGAACAACGGCGGCAAAGCCGAGAAGGAGAACACCCCGAACGAGGCCAACCUUCAGGAGGAAGAGGUCCGGACCCUAUUUGUCAGUGGUCUCCCUCUGGAUAUCAAACCUCGGGAGCUCUAUCUGCUUUUCAGACCAUUUAAGGGCUACGAGGGUUCUCUUAUAAAGCUCACAUCUAAGCAGCCCGUAGGUUUUGUCAGUUUUGACAGUCGCUCAGAAGCAGAAGCUGCAAAGAAUGCUUUGAAUGGCAUACGCUUCGAUCCUGAAAUUCCGCAAACACUACGACUAGAGUUUGCUAAGGCAAACACGAAGAUGGCCAAGAACAAACUAGUAGGGACUCCAAACCCCAGUACUCCUCUGCCCAACACUGUACCUCAGUUCAUUGCCAGAGAGCCAUAUGAGCUCACAGUGCCUGCACUUUACCCCAGUAGCCCUGAAGUGUGGGCCCCGUACCCUCUGUACCCAGCGGAGUUAGCGCCUGCUCUACCUCCUCCUGCUUUCACCUAUCCCGCUUCACUGCAUGCCCAGAUGAGGAAACAGACCGGAGAAGAUGGAGAGAGUUACCCAAAGUCGCAAGUGGCUCUGCCAUGACUAGAGCCAGGUCACCUGUCUCCUGGGCCUUGCUCUUUCUACACCUCAGUCCUGGCUCACCAAAGACUUACUCUUUGAUGGAAUUUUGGAAAGGCCUUACUCCAAUGAUUCCAUGGAUCUUUCUUCUUUAAGUAGAUGAGAAGCCUGUAAGAAGAGACUUGGAGGCAAAGACAAGGGAAUCAGAACUUAACCUUCACCCAAAGGGCUUAAGAAUUUUUAUUAACUGGAGGUAGAGCAGAGGGGAAGACCAAAAUGGAGCAUCCUCUUAGUGGAUAAAUUGGUUUUUGUUUUGGAAAUCUUAUUAUAUGUCUUUGGAGAGGCUUUUGAAUAAUUUUGCUUUUCUUAGCUCUGUUGUGCUCUGUUUUGAGACAUGGAUUU